AGCUGGAGGAUACUGGGGAUGCCACUUGGAGGGAGCUGGAGGGGGGGCAAACGUAGUUCCUGGUCAUGUUAGUUACACUAAAAAUUUCAAAUGUCGUUAUAGCAAUAAUACUAGUACAGAUAUUGGACACCUUAUGCAGAAACCCGUUAUCCACACAGUUCAGAAUAACAUAAAGGCCAUUUCCCAUAGAUUCCAAUUUAAUCAAAUAAAUCAUAUUUUUAAAAAUUGUUUCCUUUUUCUCUAAUAAUAAAACAGUACAUUGUACUUGAUCCCAACUAAGAUAGUAUUUAUCCUUAUUGAAGCCAAAACAAUCCUUUUAUGUUUAAUUACUGUUUAAAUAAUUUUUUUUAGUAGACUUGUUAGUACAUCCAAAUUAUGGAAAGACCCCUUAUCUGGAAAACCCCAUGUCCUGCGCAUUCUGGAUAACGGGUUCCAUACCUAUAUAUACUUAUGCCUGAAAAUGAUUCACAGGCUUAAUUAAAAAGUUAUUGCUUAGUAAGUGCUUUAUAUGUAAAGUCGAAAUAACCAUUUUAUGAAAUUUUUUUUAUUAUAUAAUUUUCAUAUUUAACUUUAAAGAACUUCAUUGUGAACGGUUUCUGAAAGGCAUGGCACUGACUCGGAGGCAUGGAACAGCUUAACUAAGGAAGAGAGGGAAACAUUUGCUCUCUGGUCUGCUGUAAAUCCAGCUUUUCAACCCAUGCUCUCUCCAAUCACACCAAGCAUGUGCAAGGGACGCAAGGAACAGACUCCAGGCUUUUUGUCUGCUGAGCUGGGGUCUAGAAGCUGAGGAUCUGCAUAAGAGACACGAGCAGGCACAGGCUGGAGAAGGCAGAGGCACUGCAGGGAAAGCCACGUGGAUGGCAGAAACAAGAUUAUAAAUCCAACAUGAUACUUAACAGAAUGAAGAUAUUAUACAUAUAUUUAAUCAAGUACAUGAUUAUUGUAGGAUUCAUUGUACAGUGUAUCCAACCUGCUUUCGCAGCGGCAACUAAAAAAAGAGUGCAUGUAACAGAACCCCCCAAGCAAAUUACUGUGAAUGCCAGUCACUUGGAAGAGGGAAAAGGAAACAGUACAGAAAAUAAAUACAACUAUAAAGUAUUUAUUAUUGCACUAAUUGUGAUGGUAUUAAUUGGAUUGCCAGGAGCAGCUGUAUGGUUUCUAUAUUACAGACUGAAGAAGAAGAAUGCAAUCAAUGAUAUAGAAAAGGCAACAGAGGAAUCACAGGCUAAGCCUACUAUAUCUAGAAUCACUUCAUGGCUCACUGAAAACUGUCCCCUUGCCUUUAUAAGGCAUCUUUAUCACAAACUAAGGAAAAGGAAGCCAAUUGAUGACGAAGAAAAGGCCAUAGAGAAAUCUCAGCCUAAGCCAUCUACCACUUUGAGGAGUAAAGACAAGAAGAAGAAGAAAAAGAAGAAGAAAAAUGCUCCUGUGAAUAAACCUAUGGAGGAGGCAACUGAAGCGCCUCUCACAAAGCAUUGCACAGAUGAUACAGUGCAAUCUGAUCAAGGCCCUCGACCACUUUCAAUGCCUAAAGAAAAUGUCGGUAUCACCAGUGUGAUACAAUCUGCGGAACAGGAACACGAGGAAUCAGCCAGUGUUUCUUUGCCGCCUAUUAUUCCAGAGGUUUCCAAACCUGCUGUGGAAAAUGAGAAAGAAACUUGCUCCAAAGUUAAAUAUAAGAGGAUAAUAGUCUUGACGUGGAUAGAAGAGAUCACAGAUGAUGAGGAUGAUGAAGAAUCAACUCAUCAAAUUAAAGAAUGCCAGAAAGAGAUUCCUGUGGCUCUUGAACCUAAAAUGAGGGAGGUAACGGAACCAAAGAAGGACCCACAGUUACCUGUUUCUACUGUAAAGCCUAAAACCACUCCAGAUGGUUUAAAGGCAAGUAAAAAGCUCAAGAAAACUGUGAAACAUGAAGCAACAGAUAUAAAACCUAAACCUGAGAUUCCAAUUCAGGACAAACUGCCUGUUUUUCUUGAAUGCCAGGAACUUCCUAAGCCUAAUUGCGCGUCUCAGGUCUUAAAGGAUAUGAUGAGAAAUCAUCUUGGAACAGAAAAGGACCUAGAUCCAGAGACUGAAUGGAAAAGAAUUUUGAAGGGCAAUGGAAAAGGCUAUCAGCAGAAGCUGGAAUCCAAGGUCAAGAUAUCACCGAUGUUAGCUAAAGAGUUGCAAGAAAAUUUCCAGAAACGUCGUGCGUCAAAGACUGCCAUUUGCACUGGUGUAGGCUCUUCUGACGCGCUGCUUGCACACCCGGAAGAGAUACCUGGGGCUUAUAGAACUACACUAGCCCGAACUUACAUAGCUCCAAGAGAUAAGCCGAUCGUAUCGCGUGAAAUGCUUCAACAAACUAUAGAGGAUAGGCAGUCCACAAGAACUCAGAAUCAACAUGAAGUAACUCAUGUGGCAACUCCAGUCAGCUCUCCUCAGCAACAGAUGGAAGAGCCAAACAUCGGAACACAUAAGGACCUAGAUCCAGAGACUGAAUGGAAAAGCAUUUUGAAGGGCAAUGGAAAAGGCUAUCAGCAGAAGCUGGAAUCCAAGGUCAAGAUAUCACCGAUGUUAGCUAAAGAGUUGCAAGAAAAUUUCCAGAAACAUCGUGCUUCAAAGACUGCCAUUUGCACUGGUGCGGGCUCUUGUAGCUCUGCUUCUAUACCCGGAAGAGAUACCUAGAGCUUAUAGAACUACACUGUAUCCUCAGAAUGGCUAACGCUAACAAGACAAUGUUCCGUUGAUCUGGAUCCGUUAUCUGAGGAACUGUUUGAGAAUGUUUCUACAGAAGCUGAUAAGAAGAUUAAACAACAUUUUAUGUAACUUUUUUAUAAAUCAAUAAACCUUUUAAAGAAA
This is a messenger RNA of Xenopus tropicalis (tropical clawed frog), 2841 nucleotides long. RefSeq lists its product as uncharacterized. NCBI's taxonomy places the organism in Eukaryota, Metazoa, Chordata, Amphibia, Anura, Pipidae. The record is from RefSeq and is a predicted model, not a curated record. Bases 886 to 2667 code for a protein of 593 amino acids. The transcript has 16 exons.